ACGGAACUGCUGGGCGGCCAUAUCCGCUGGGAGGUGCAACCUCAAAGUGUUCCGCUUGUCCGUCCAACCGGGUUAAAUGUCCCACCGGCUGUCUGCGGGCAUUUCUAUCGCUCUAAAUCUUAUAAUGAACAUUUCUGAAAUGCUUUACCGUAUGAAUGGAGUAUAGUCCUGCGUCAAGCCGCAUUUUAGGAAAAUGACCGCUGUAGGACAAUAAAUGUCACAUUCAAGGGCGACUUUGCCUCUGCAGUUCGAAGGUAAUUUCUGCUUUCCAACUCGAAACUCAGAGGACACGAAAAAGGGGAAAAAAGAGAACCACCAUGCUUCAGCUGGGAGAUGAAGUGACCCUCUACUCGCUGGUCUUCGUGUUGGUCCUGCUGGGAACCCGGAGCCCCCUGUGGUCCACCGCCCUCACGACCUCCCUCUAUCUGUUUGUAGCCAUGUUCAGGUUUCCGCAGUUGGCGACCAGCAGGGCACGGCAGGUGCUGAGCCCGGUAGCGGGAAAGGCAUCCGCAAUCGCUCACCGAGGCGGUGGACACGACGCCCCGGAGAACACGAUAGCAGCCAUUCGGGAGGCGAGUAGGAAUGGUGCGGCCGGUGUUGAGUUGGACUUGGGGUUCUCUGCAGACGGGAUCCCCAUCCUCAUGCAUGAUGACACCGUGGAUCGGACCACCAACGGUUCGGGCCCACUCAACAAGAUGAGCUUCUCCGAGCUGCUCAAACUCGAUGCAUCUGCUAAACACCGAUUCAGGUCCAAGUUUGUCGGUGAGAAGAUCCCAACUCUGGAAGAGGCCGUAAAGGAAUGCAUCAAGCUGAAACUCACCAUCUACUUUGAUGUCAAAGGUCAUCCAGAAGAGUCAGCUGCAGCGCUUAAAGACCUGUACAAGAAAUAUCCGGUUCUCUACAACAGCAGCAUCGUCUGCUCCUUCCAACCCAAAGUCAUCUACAGGAUGAGACAGAGUGACCCUGAAGUGCUCACAGCGUUGACCCACAGGCCGUGGAGCUUGAGCUGUCUCGGCGAUGGUACGCCACGUUUCUCAUCACUAUGGCAACAUCACUGGAUGAAGAUGAUGGACAUCUUGUUGGACUGGGCACACCAUCACCUGCUGUGGAAGCUGUGCGGCAUCUCCGCCUUCCUGGUCCAGAAGAACGUCGUGUCGCAGGACUAUGUCCAGUACUGGGAGCGGAGGGGAGUGGAAGUUGUAGCCUGGACCGUCAACACAAAAUUGGAGAAAGAUUAUUUCCAGGAGGUGCUACACAUCAAUUACAUCACAGACAGCCUCGUGGAAGAUUGUGAACCUCAUUACUGAGACACAUGGUCAAUAGCUGCCCACAACGUCUCGAUAUCAGAUAACAUCCUUCAAAUGAAUGGGGAUGUUUUUUUACUAAUUACUCCUCAGUUAUCAGUGUCAACAGAUAAGGCCCUCUUCUCACCAGAGUAAGACCAUGUGACAACUCUAAAACUAAACAGGAAUAUCUACUGUGGUGCACCAAGAGCACAGUGUGAUUGUCUUUGUUAGAGUUCCCCCACUGCUUUUAGAAAAGCACAUACACCUCCAUGCUGCACAUGUGCAGCUUGUUGCUGUGGUUGAAUGUGAUGGUGGAGGUGCAGAAACCUAUCGUAUUUACAGAAAUCUUUCUCACGUUGCGAGGAAACUUCAUUGUGAAAUGGUGAUACAUUUCAGACAAAAUGGUAAAAAAAAAAAAAAAAAAAAGCAGUAACUUUCCACUCAACAACUUUUUUUUCUUUCCUCCCCCAAAUUUGCUACAAUCUAGCAAAAUUGAAAUGGUCUUGUAGAUUAUAGGGCGAUCUCGAUCUGUUGUGAAGAGGGUCGGAUAAAUCAAAUGUUCCAGUACUGUAAAUUUACGCUGAGUUUCACCUGUGGAUUUUCAGACUUUUUAAACUUUAUUUAAACUUCGUAAUAAGAGGCCAAGUAUCAGGUUUUAUGUUCCUUUAGACACUUUAUAAAUAUGAUGAAUUCAGUUGCACACGCGGUGCAUACGGAGAUUUUCAGACGGCGUGCUUGUACUUUUUGUCUCAAACGGACUCGUCUCAGACUAUCUGUGCAAAAGUCUUUUACAGGUUUUUCUGGGCUCUUCAGUUGAUCUUUUGUGUCUGCAAACGUUGACUUUUAAAAGAACUCCUGAAUUUGUACCUUUGGUGCUGAACCUUGAUUUGCUCCAUUUUCGGUAACAGAGUACAUAUGAACACAUACACAAUACCACUCUAAGCUCUACCACUUGAGCUCUUUUACGAAGAACAAUGAGCAGGAACAGAAUAAAAAAAAGACAACAACGAUCCCCACUGCACAAACCUGGCAGUGGCAGCUUCAUCCUGAGGGGUUGCUUUCCUAGUCAGAGUUGGUGUCCUGUAUUGAGUCAAAUACAAUACAAUACAAAUACAAUCCUGCAUUUUCAGUCUCUAUUGAGUAAAUAUUCACCUUUUUGACACAAUUUUAAUCUGAUUAAAAUGUACCAUGAAGAAAACAACCAAUGUCAAAAAGAUUAAAGAACCGCCAGAGAACUUCCACUUGAAACAAAAUGGAGGAGAAAAUGACAAAUUAAGACUUGUGCACAGAAAGACUUAUGUACUCAGGAUUUUAAUAAGUUGUUUUUUUUGUUUCCUGUCUUUAUUUUGCUUAUUGUUGAUGCCUGCAACGUUUGUCCUUCCAGACUAAAAGGGAGAGUGUGGUGAACUACCUAUAAUAUGUCUUGUGUAUGAAUGUUCAAGAAUGACUGAGAGUCAAUGCGCUGGUUUAAUGCAGAUCAGUCUUCCUCUACGCUCAUGUAUGAAAGGACUUGUGAUUGUAAGCGGUCACAUACUUAACUUUUUUUUUUUUUUUUGUCAAAGUAAUUUAUCUCCAUUUAUACAGAAUGGUGGGAGUGGCACUGAAAUACUGUGAAAUAUGAAAAUAAAUAACCAAAUCUGGAAGCAACCAAGCAAGGGCAUAGGCAGAAAAAAAACUUAGAAAUGUUGAAAGAAACAAAGAGUUUGUGAGAAGUUAAAAUCUCCAACGCAACAAAUAUCUUUGGAAAUUAUUUUUAAAACAUCCGGCCAUCCUUGUUCUCAGUUUUUCAGUUUGUCUUUGUUAAUUAUUAAAUUACACACAAAUUAUCAGAUAGUUACAUUAUGGAUAAAGGAAAUUAAUUACUUUUGGUUCAAUUUGGGUUUACUUUGGUAAAAUAGAUUUUAUGGUAGACCUGCUUAGAGAAACGUAAAAGGAAAUAUAAUGGAUACAUUAACAUAUUUAUUCCCACUCAUUUCUAAACUGCUUUUGAUCUUUAAUUGGCUGUUCCUUUUUAUAUAUUGCGGAUUGUUUCUGUUGAGUCCAGAAAUGUCCAUUCAGAGAAUAAGACGCUGUCAAACAAACGUGUUUUUAGUGUUUUAGUGGUAUUGUACAGAUACGUAAGCAGGCAACUGGUCUCUGAAGAUUGAGUAACCUGAAAAGAAGCUGGACUGUAAAUAACGAACCGUGCCAAUUACAUGUGUGAUAUAUGAAAUCAGUAGAAGUGAGACAUCAUUGUAGACUGCAGCUGUAACCGAUAAUGUAUACUUGAGUAUUUCAGAGCAAAUGAUUAUAUUUCUGCUUGUGUUUUACUAGCUUCACGUCUUUUACACUCUGCACAGAAAGUAAUUGUAAGCGGUCAUAAAGUGGAAUGCCUAUUUCAUUGUCUGUCCUAAGAUAAAGCAAUGUUUGAGUUCUUUUGAUGGAAUA
Messenger RNA from Gambusia affinis (western mosquitofish), 3713 nucleotides. RefSeq names its product glycerophosphodiester phosphodiesterase 1 (gene gde1). Gene Ontology annotation, biological process: lipid metabolic process. The transcript is spliced from 6 exons. The coding region runs from base 318 to 1307 and encodes 329 amino acids. Lineage: Eukaryota; Metazoa; Chordata; Actinopteri; Cyprinodontiformes; Poeciliidae. The record is from RefSeq and is a predicted model, not a curated record. Gene Ontology annotation, molecular function: phosphoric diester hydrolase activity.